ACGCAUACGCACGUGUGCUCACAUAAUCCGAUCGUAUCAUCUCGUUUUUUGUGGAAACCCUUCCCUGACAAGUUGCCGAUCGCGCGCAAAGCCUUCGAAUCGACACGAACGCCGGGCCGAGAUCCCGGUGAUAUCUUAUCGCGUUUCAGUGAUGUAUCGUCAUCGAUCAUUGAAAUCGACAUCAUCGAUUUAUCGAGGACCGUUUUUUUUCCGAAGCAGUGCACAAUCAACCGGAGAAGUUACGCACGAUUGCGCGUUGAUUCCUCUAAAGGGUUGUCUCGUUGUUAUUUCCGCUAGCGAGUACGUGAGUUAGCGGAUUCCAGCACGUCGAUUUGUAUCACCUAAGUGCGGCCCAAAGAUGUAUUAUCUGCAGCUGGUCGUGCUCUGCGUGACGGUAGCCAGCGUUAUUGGUGAUCUGCCACCGGGCACACGGCGCAACACUUACCUACCGCCAGAGCCAACGAAAGGCGGCGGUUACACUUACAACAAGCCGACGGUGCCGUUUCCGAAACCCACGCCAACGUAUCCUACGCGACCGACCCCGAGCUUCCCCGUAUCUAGACCGACACCGUCCUUCCCCGGAACCAGGCCGACACCGUCCUUCCCCGGAACCAGGCCGACACCUUCCUUCCCCGGAACCAGGCCGACACCGACCUUCCCCAGACCGACGCCCACUUACCCGACGGGACCUACCAGACCUACCCCGGGAACCUUCCCGACGCCGUCACCGGGAACAGGAUACCCUAGACCGAGACCCACACCUUCUUUCCCGGAUUAUAAUGGCCAAGGAAGCGGCGGUGAUGGAAGCCUUAUCGGCCCUGGUCAUGAUCAUCAUCAUCACGAACCUGGUAUGCCCUUCGACUUCAACUACGCCGUAAAGGAGGACGCUUUCGGCAACGAUUAUUCCCACAAUGCUAUUAGCGACGGCGAAAUCGUUCGCGGCGAAUAUAAGGUACAACUACCGGACGGUAGAACGCAAGUUGUGCGAUACACCGCGGAUUGGCAACACGGUUUCAGCGCACAGGUCUCUUAUGACGGGAAUCCUCGCUUCGACGGAAGACCGGGAGGAGGUUUCAAUCGAGGCUACUAGCUUUAGCGUCGGGUUCUAGGGUUGUUCAACUUCUGUUAAAUCGCAAAGACUACAGAGCACAACGAAUCGUCGCAUAUACCGCAUGUAACAAUAUUUUUAAAGAUAUUGGAGAUUAGCAAGGAUGUAUCGUGAAAAAUAUGACAGCUUGCGCAGAGGACAAAUGUUCACUAUAUAUUUCUAAAUUACGAUACCAACCGAUAAACGUAUUCAGCAUUUUUUGAAAUUGACGAAAAAUUGAUACAUAACGAUGUUCCUCGCGAAACUUGAAAUUUCUCCUCAGCGAUAAAAGCGAACAGAAGAUUCUUGUAACAUUUUUUUUUAAUUUCGAUAUUUUGAUAUCGAUUUCAAUGUCAUUCGAUAUUUAAACUUCAUCCACAAAUCAGAACUAUGUAUAUUAAAUUCUACAUCUAUUCAAAGAAUAUAAAUAAUAAUUGUAAUGUUCAUUUGCAAUGUUUAAUCGAGAAGCUUUUUUCAUAGCUCAUAGUUGAGAAAAAUUACUAAUAGAAUUUAUUGCUUAUAUAUGUUUUCAAUAAAUAAAUAAAAAUAUUUUUUUAACACAAAA
Wasmannia auropunctata (little fire ant) is the source of this 1652-nucleotide messenger RNA. Its product is annotated as leucine-rich repeat extensin-like protein 5. Gene Ontology annotation, cellular component: extracellular matrix. The coding region runs from base 359 to 1090 and encodes 243 amino acids. The transcript is spliced from 4 exons. The record is from RefSeq and is a predicted model, not a curated record. NCBI's taxonomy places the organism in Eukaryota, Metazoa, Arthropoda, Insecta, Hymenoptera, Formicidae.